UUGCAGAUGGCGUUCAUACUUUAUUAUAUGGCAAUCGUUGGCCAUGCUUUGUCUAUAACAUCGCUGUUGAUUUCCUUGGCAAUUUUCUUCUAUUUCAAGAGCCUCAGCUGUCAAAGGAUAACACUGCAUAAGAAUUUGUUUUCUUCUUAUGUGCUGAACUCCGUAUUUACGAUUGCCCACCUCAUUGCUGUUGUACCUAACCCAGGCCUUGUAAAAAGGGAUCCUGUAAGCUGCAAAGUCCUGCAAUUCUUUCAUCAGUACAUGUUGGGCUGCAACUACUUCUGGAUGCUCUGCGAAGGCAUUUAUCUUCACACGCUGAUUGUGGUUGCAGUGUUUGCUGAGGAGCAGCGUUUGCACUGGUAUUACCUCCUGGGCUGGGGGUUCCCUUUAUUGCCAGCAUCUAUUCAUGCUGUUGCAAGAGCCAGAUACUUCAAUGACAACUGCUGGAUGAGUGUUGACACGCACUUACUCUAUAUUGUUCAUGGACCUGUAAUGGCAGCUUUAUUGGUCAAUUUUUUCUUUUUGCUUAACAUUGUCCGAGUUUUGGUGACAAAGCUGAGAGAUACCCACCGUGCUGAGUCUAACAUGUAUAUGAAAGCUGUCAGAGCUACUUUAAUCCUGGUGCCCUUGCUAGGAAUUCAGUUUGUUAUUAUUCCCUGGAGACCAGAAAACCGGCUCGCUGGAGAAAUAUAUGAUUACAUCAUGCAUAUAUUAAUGCAUUACCAGGGCUUACUUGUGGCAACUAUAUUCUGCUUCUUCAAUGGUGAGGUACAAGGAGCUUUGAAGAGGCAGUGGGCACAGUACAAAACCCAGUGGGGCCAAAGGCGCCGAGAACACUGUUCCACGCGAUCUACCUCCUACACUGCAACAUCAAUCACAGAGGUCCCUGUCUACCUGUACCAUCAUGAUUCCAACAAUGAACAGUUAAAUGGAAGAUACAUAGAGGACUCUGAACUUGUGGCAUUAAAAUCUGGGGAGACGUCUGCCUAG
Nestor notabilis (Kea) is the source of this 990-nucleotide messenger RNA. RefSeq names its product calcitonin gene-related peptide type 1 receptor-like. The annotation marks the transcript as partial. Gene Ontology annotation, cellular component: plasma membrane; axon. Gene Ontology annotation, biological process: positive regulation of cytosolic calcium ion concentration; cell surface receptor signaling pathway; adenylate cyclase-activating G protein-coupled receptor signaling pathway. The record is from RefSeq and is a predicted model, not a curated record. Lineage: Eukaryota; Metazoa; Chordata; Aves; Psittaciformes; Psittacidae. Gene Ontology annotation, molecular function: calcitonin receptor activity; amylin receptor activity. The transcript has 8 exons.